Rhizophagus irregularis DAOM 181602=DAOM 197198 is the source of this 1029-nucleotide messenger RNA. The record is from RefSeq and is a predicted model, not a curated record. NCBI's taxonomy places the organism in Eukaryota, Fungi, Glomeromycota, Glomeromycetes, Glomerales, Glomeraceae.
AUGGAAUGCGAUAAAUUAAUGACAAGAAUUAAUAUGAUUAUAAAGAAAAGAGCAGGGCUAGCUAGAACAACUCCCAAUUUUAUAAUUUACGAAAAAGAUAUCUUAGGAGUCAAAUAUAUUUAUGACCUACAGAUGGAAAUGUUGUGCAAGAAUUUGUUAUAUCAAGCAAACGGAAAUAACAAAUUAAAAAUUUUAUUUAAAAUUAAAAUGAUCCAAGAACAGAAAAAUUUUUGGACUUCGAGAUGUCCUGGUGAAUUAGAAAUAACGAAUUAUAGGAAAAAUAAUUGGAUCAUAUCGGCAUUAAAGGCGCUAAAUAACGAAAAAAUAAAAAUUUGCAAUCAUGAAACUAAAGAUUUUAAAGAAAAUCACAGAAUACAAGGAGGAAAGAUAGAUUUAAUAGAAUUACUUGAAGAGAAAGACUUCGUGACAAGUGCACAAUCAAGAAAAUCGAAAAAUAUAAUGUUUCUAGAAGACAUCCUGGAAGCGGAUGGUAUUACGUUAUUAAAAUGGAAGCAUUUAUGUAAGGAACAAGUACUGAACACGAAAGGUAAAACCCCAAAAUGGUUCAAAAAUCUAGAACACAAAUUAAUAGCAGAUGAGAGCGGACAAGUAAGAAGAAUAAAAAAUGAAUUUAUAGGACAAUCACAAAAAGAAAACAUUCACGUAAAUUUAUUUGAUGAAAACGAAAAACAAGAUAAAAGUAGCAUUAUAACUUGGAACGACGAAGGUGAAUACCCGAUAUUUAGUAUAGAUAAAAAAAGAUCGCAGAGCAAAAAAUAUAAAAGAAUAGGUAUACAUUUAAUAUUAGUCGGAGACCAUUACGACCUAAACAAUUCACCUCGAUUAGAAGAAUGCCAAGAAUGCUACAGAAAUAUUAGUAAAAAAAAGGGGAACAACGAAUGUUUAAUAUAUAUAGAAAAUGAAAUCAGCAGAAAAAUGGACAGAAGAAAAGAAGAAGACGAUAUCAAACCUUAUGAAACUUUAAAUAACACUAGGGAAACGGGAACCGUUGUAAGUCCGGAGCAAUAA